Carlito syrichta (Philippine tarsier) is the source of this 1449-nucleotide messenger RNA. It is a transcript of the gene DNAAF4, whose product is annotated as dynein axonemal assembly factor 4. The record is from RefSeq and is a predicted model, not a curated record. Gene Ontology annotation, molecular function: nuclear estrogen receptor binding. NCBI's taxonomy places the organism in Eukaryota, Metazoa, Chordata, Mammalia, Primates, Tarsiidae. The coding region runs from base 31 to 1293 and encodes 420 amino acids. The transcript is spliced from 10 exons. Gene Ontology annotation, biological process: outer dynein arm assembly; inner dynein arm assembly; cilium movement.
GCCUUCCCCUCGCCUGCGUCCGCGCUCGGGAUGCCCCUGCAGGUUAGCGAUUACAGCUGGCGGCAGACCAAGACUGCGGUCUUUCUCUCUCUGCCCCUCAAAGGCGUGAGCGUCAGAGACACAGAUGUGUUCUGCACGGAAAACUAUCUGAAGGUCAACUUUCCUCCAUUUUUAUUUGAGGCAUUUCUCUAUGCUCCCAUAGACGAUGAGAACAGCAAAGUGAAGAUUGGGAAUGACACGGUUGUCUUCACCUUGUAUAAAAAAGAAGCAGUCAUGUGGGAGAGCCUUUCUGUGACAGGUAUUGACAAAGAGGUGAUGCAAAGAAUCAGAGAAAAAUCUAUUUUACAAGCACAAGAGAGAGCAAAAGAAGCCACAGAAGCAAAAGCUGCAGCAAGGCGAGAAGAUCAAAAAUAUGCACUAAAUGUCAUGAUGAAGAUUGAAGAAGAUGAGAGGAAAAAAAUAGAAGAUAUGAAAGAAAAUGAACGGAUAAAAGCUACUAAAGAAUUGGAAACCUGGAAAGAAUAUCAAAGAAAAGCUGAAGAACAAAAAAAAAUUUGGAGAGAAGAUAAAUUACGUCAAAAAGAAAAGCAAAUUGAAGAAGAAAGGAAAAAAUUAAAACAUAAAAGUCUUACUAGAAGUUUGACAUCUAGAAAUCUUGCCACAAAAGGAAAUAAUUCAGAAAAUAUAUUUUCUGAGAAGUUCAAGGAAGUCAAUAUUCCUGCUCCUCGCUCUGUUGGCAGUAUUAAAAUCAAGUUUACCCCUCGAGUAUUCCCAACAGCUCUCCGUGAAUCACAAGUAGCAGAAGAGGAGGAGUGGCUACACAAACAAGCUGAGGCACAAAGAGCAAUGAAUACUGAUAUUCCUGAACUUUAUGACUUAAAAGAAGAAGAAAAGAACCCAGAAUGGUUGAAGGACAAAGGAAACAAAUUGUUUGCAACAGAAAACUAUUUGGCAGCUAUCAAUGCAUUCAACUUAGCCAUAAAAUUAAAUAAUAAAAUUCCACUACUGUAUCUGAAUCGGGCUGCUUGCCACCUAAAAUUAAAAAAUUUACACAAGGCUAUUGAAGAUUCUUCUAAGGCACUGGAAUUAUUGGUGCCACCUGUUGCAGACAAUGCUAAUGCAAGAAUGAAAGCAUAUGUACGACGUGGAACAGCAUUUUGUCAACUAGAAUUGUAUGUAGAAGGCCUACAGGAUUAUGAAGCUGCACUUAAGAUUGAUCCAUCCAACAAGAUAGUCCAAAAUGAUGCUGAGAAGAUUCGGAAUGUAAUUCAAGGAACAGAACUAAAAUCUUAAUGACUACUGGAAGCAACUAGGUAUUAAGUUUUUCAAAAAAAGCUGGAUACAUUAUGAAUCUUUGUACCUAUAAUGGAUGAUUGUGUAGAAUUGCUUUUUGUACUUUAGUUCUGUAAAGGGAAAAAUAUGAUAAAUCUAUAGAAAAUGAAAUGUUUG